Erythranthe guttata (spotted monkey flower) is the source of this 816-nucleotide messenger RNA. Its product is annotated as Nuclear transport factor 2 (NTF2) family protein. Lineage: Eukaryota; Viridiplantae; Streptophyta; Magnoliopsida; Lamiales; Phrymaceae. The record is from RefSeq and is a predicted model, not a curated record.
CGGCCUACUAUUUGCUUUCUUCUUCCCCAAUUCUUCUUCUUCUUCUUCAAUUCUGAAUUCCCAGAUCAGAUUAUCUCAAAUCCAACAUGGGAAAAUACACACAAGAAUCUGAUGAGGAUUCUGUAAAGAAUGAACUGAAGGAAGGUUACUGCAAGGAAGCUUGUGAUGAGAAACCACCAAAAUCUGUAUCUGAUUAUAUACUCCCUCAUAUUCUCAAUCUCUAUGCAUCGCGUGCAACUCCUCAAGAUUUUGAAAUAUAUGCUCCACACGCAACCUUUGUAGAUCCGCUUAUGUGCGCUCAGGGGGUAAAACAGAUCAAAUCAUCAUUCUAUUCACUUGCCAAGGUGUUCAGCGAAUCAAGAAUCGUGGAGUACAGUAUCGAAGAAAAAGUAAUUUCACCCGGAAAGACGGAGAUACUAAUCGAUAACAAACAAUACUACAAAUUCCUUGGGAAGGACAUAAAUAUGAUAUCACUCAUCACGCUGCGAACAGAGGAUGGCAAAAUUGUUCGUCAUGAAGAUUGGUGGGACAAGAAACCGUUAUCGAACAGAGACACGGUUAAAGCACCGUUAGUUGGCCGAGUUGUUGAGGUGGCGAAACGAGCGUCCAUGUUUGCAACUCAUGCUCUGAUGAGUUUUGGCAAGGAUCCAUCUCUGUGAAGCAUUUCCUCAAACACAUUGUGUGCAAUGUUUUUUAAUCUAUGUAAUAAUGGUGUGUACAUAUUUGAUACAAAUGUUCUUAAUUAUGGUUGCAGUUUUUAAGAUGGUUUAUUAUGAAAUUAUAUAAUUUCGAAUUUUUAUAAUACAUGAUUUCAAU